GUCACGUAAACACCCACAUACCCACAUCCACACCCACCCGCUCGUCCGCCGCCCCUAGACACACACGCCCAGACCAUGAAGGCUCCGAUUUCACGUCUGCUGCCCCAGGGAAAAGUCUUCCUCUUCCUGCUGUUGCUGUUCGUGGCGCUGAGCCAAGGAACCCAGCGCUGCACCAAGGCUACCGCGGCGCUCGGAGAAGGGGAGGUUCAGAUCACGGCCGCCAACGCAACAAGGGAUUCUGACGGUGAUUUGCAUAAGUACGUGUACCUGUGGCCCGAGGAAGGCUUCAGGGGCGUGAGUCUGCAGGCUUUCACGGACACUGGAACAGGACCCGUGAGGCUGGCCGCGUGGUUCUCCAAGGACAGCCUGUUCCCCGCCGUCAACACAGCCGCCUGGUGGGAGUUGUCCGUGUAUGUGUAUCGCUACAGUGACGAUGUGGAGUUCAUUGUACAUCUUGGUGAUAGUAGGAAGCGGUGUGUCUCUCGAGUCACCGUUGACAACCUACAGAGUCUGGAAUUGGUGGGUUACGGCCCCUCAAGAUGGAGAGACACGGAACCACCACCUGGCUGCCCCUAUCAAAGACCUUUAGGCUCAUGGACCUGGCCACAAAACACACCCAAUUGCACGGCGCCGCCACCCAUCCCCAGAUCAACUACACUCCCACCCAUUAACGAAGCUACACCUACGACUACGACAACAACGGCGGGUGUAGUGGCGGAUGUAGCCGUGGCAGUGAUGGCUGCAGUGGUGGUGAUGGUGGUGGUGUUGCUGCAUUGCAGAAAAGAGCGUCGACCAGCGGAUGAGAAAACCUCACCAAGACCAAACCCCACCGCCGGGGCACCUACAGAGGGGAUCCAUGUGAUUGAAAACAGCCUGUACGAGUCCUUUGAAGCCUGCAGGGACGGGGGCACCGCCGGGGCACCUACAGAGGGGAUCCACGUGAUUGAAAACAGCCUGUACGAGUCCUUUGAAGCCUGCAGGGACGGGGGCACCGCCGGGGCACCUACAGAGGGGAUCCACGUGAUUGAAAACAGCCUGUACGAGUCCUUUGAAGCCUGCAGGGACGGGGGCACCGCCGGGGCACCUACAGAGGGGAUCCACGUGAUUGAAAACAGCCUGUACGAGUCCUUUGAAGCCUGCAGGGACGGGGGCACCGCCGGGGCACCUACAGAGGGGAUCCAUGUGAUUGAAAACAGCCUGUACGAGUCCUUUGAAGCCUGCAGGGACGGGGGCACCGCCGGGGCACCUACAGAGGGGAUCCACGUGAUUGAAAACAGCCUGUACGAGUCAUUUGAAGCCUGCAUGGACGGGGGCACCGCCGGGGAACCGUGGUGA
Molecule: messenger RNA, 1335 nt
Organism: Eriocheir sinensis (Chinese mitten crab)
Lineage: Eukaryota; Metazoa; Arthropoda; Malacostraca; Decapoda; Varunidae
Exons: 2
Coding region: 76-1335 (419 amino acids)
Source: RefSeq, a predicted model, not a curated record